This is a messenger RNA of Nicotiana tabacum (common tobacco), 1849 nucleotides long. RefSeq lists its product as uncharacterized. The record is from RefSeq and is a predicted model, not a curated record. Lineage: Eukaryota; Viridiplantae; Streptophyta; Magnoliopsida; Solanales; Solanaceae.
GCUAGGUUUGCCAAACUGAAGAGCCUAAGGGCCCUUUAGAAGAAAUCUAUAGAAACAAAAUUUGUUUUUUUAUAGAUUUCUUUACCAACUUCCUUUUUCUCUUUUUCUUCUUCCAAAAAAUUAGUAGUAAAAAAAAUCUCACUGCCAUCAAUGGCGACAUCUUCUAGAAGAUCAAGCGGACCGGUUUUGCCGAUUAGAUCGGCCUUCCAGAGGUCUAUCUCACCGACCGGCCGGUUCUGCAACUCAACGACGGCGACUGAUACGUCAUCGUUUUCGUCAUUUGCUUCUUCGACGAGUUCUAGCUUUUACUCGUCUAGUUCCACAGGUUUUUUCCAUCGAUCGGCGUCUCCGACGCGCGUGAACCUUUAUGGUUUUGCUCCACUGGCUCCUACGCCUUCUGUUAAGUUCUCGAUCGACAGAUCUAUAUCUCCUCAUCGUUCGAUGGCGGUUUCUUCCCGAGAUCAAGUGGUUCGUAAGCAGAACAAUAAUCCGCUGACAAAACUUCCAAAAAGGACGUGUAUGUGCUCUCCUACAACGCAUCCUGGCUCGUUCCGGUGUAGUUUGCACAAGAAUAUGAAUACUGCUCCGUCGAUGUAUUCGCCUAGCCGAUUGAAUGCUCGGCGAUCGGCGAUGACGAACUCGCUGGUUCGUAUUGGUACUGUUGAAGGAGAUCUAGUGAAGCGUGCUUUAGCAGCUCUUAUACGGCCUUCGUCGCAUCAUCAGAGGCGUAGAGCCGAUUUCCAACCUCGUCCCAGCCGGCUUUCCAGGAUGUCCAAAGCUGAGGAUCUGUGAUGUUGUGUUAAGGUUACAGGUUUGAUAUUUUAAUAUAGGUAUUUGAAGCUAUUCAGUUGAGAGUUUCCGGCGAUGGCGUCAGAUCCCGGCUGCGGUUUUUAUAGUACUCCGGCGAAUCGAAGGCCCUGGAAGUUUUGAUACUCCGGCGAAGUUGAAAAAACAACAAAAAUUCUCCCUUGUACAUAUGAUUUGCAGCAACUGAUUGCAAUCGAAGGACUUUUUGGACUUUUUUUUUCCAACAUCCAUUUAAACAAAACACUAACUAAAACAAACGAACUAUUGAUUAAAAUCUUGAGUUAAAAAUGAAUUUGAUGUGUUUUGAGCAAUUUGUGUACGAAUUGUUGUGUAAUGGAGAGUUGCGUGACUCGUUUGGUUUUGUCUACGUUCGCAGCUUUUGUUUAUCCCGUCGUGCUUGCCGUUCACCGUGCCGUUAUGCUUGCCGUUUCCCGUCCGUUAGCCGUGAAUUGCGUUCGUCGUCAUCUUUGCGUUGUGUUUCUUCCGAGGUUUGGCGUGAUUGAUUCAAGUCGUGGAGUUGAAGUUUGAUUAUGGACUUGGACUUGGUAUUUAUUUAUACCUUCCAUUAAAGUUGCACUAUUUCCUUUACGUUGUUUUCGGAGCGAGGGACGGUGUUUGCUGAACUUUGAAGGACCUUGAAAUGGACUAUUUUUCAAAUGGACAAUAAAAAAGAUCUUAAGAUAAAUACGAUAAUGGGAAUAGAAUAUUACAGAAAUUAAGUAGGGAAUACGAAGUUUUAUGAAAGCAAACACUAGAAGAUGGGAGACAGGCUGGCUAUGCAUUGGAGUGUGCGGCCCAUAUUGGACACAACUGGUUCUUACAAUGCACUUUUCUGAAACUGGUGUGAGGAAUUAAUGGGAAAGGGAAAAUGAUUGAGCGACCACAAAAAGAAAUGAUUGAGCGGGAGGUGGAAAAGUUUUAGAAGAACCAGAAGAUUCUGAAAAUUUACACAAAAAAUUAUCUUGCAAUUUUUUUUGCUUUUAUAGUCUACACUCUGUACAGAAAUUGAUACCCCCUUUUACACAAAGGUUCAGUAAGUAGA